Elgaria multicarinata webbii is the source of this 3476-nucleotide messenger RNA. It is a transcript of the gene FMOD, whose product is annotated as fibromodulin. Gene Ontology annotation, molecular function: protein binding. NCBI's taxonomy places the organism in Eukaryota, Metazoa, Chordata, Lepidosauria, Squamata, Anguidae. The record is from RefSeq and is a predicted model, not a curated record. The transcript is spliced from 3 exons. The coding region runs from base 213 to 1352 and encodes 379 amino acids.
CUGCUGCUUAGAGGUCACUCCAAAAAAAAAAAUCCCAGCAGAACCCAUGGCCUUCCAGCGCAUUAUUUGAUCAGGCGUCUGGGCGGGCACCAGCCUUGGCAAAUUGAACCCUGCAUACACAUGCUCUUUAGUACACAGGAUCACACAGCCGGACAGUGAAGCUCUGGAAUAAGGUGUCUCUCAGUCUAGGUUGGUGCAAAGUUUGUUGCGCAAUGCACUGGGCUUCUGUUCUCAUUGUGGCUGGCCUCUGCGGAGUGUCUUUGAGCCAGUAUUAUGACCAGUAUGACGACAUCUUCUGGCUACAACAGUAUUUACGCAGCCAGUCCUCAUCUUACAGCUAUUCGCCAUAUUACGAAGAUGAGAUCCCCCCAUAUUCGUCUUACUCUUAUGCACCCGCUGGAUCUUCUGUCGGGGAGCCUGUCCCUGAGCCCCCUGUUUCUAGGGAGUGCCCUCAAGAAUGCGAAUGCCCUCCUAACUUCUCUUCUGCCUUGUACUGCGACGCACGCAAUCUCAGGUAUCUUCCUUUUGUGCCUUCCCGGAUGAAGUAUGCCUACUUCCAGAACAACCACAUUGUGACUAUCCAAGAGGGGGCCUUUGACAAUGCCACCAGCCUGGAGUGGCUUGCAUUGCACGGCAACCAAAUAACCAGUGAGAAAAUGGGCAAGAGGGUCUUUGCCAAGCUCAAGAGCCUAGAGAGGCUCUACCUUGACCAUAACAACCUGACCAAGAUGCCUACCCCUUUGCCGCGGUCACUGCGAGAGCUUCACCUGGCUUAUAAUCAGAUCUCCAAGGUCCCAUUUAAUGCCCUAGAAGGCUUAGAGAACCUCACGGCCCUGUAUCUCAGCCACAACCAGAUCCAUGAAAUGGGAUCAAACCUCAAGGGCUUAAAGUCUCUGAUUCUGGUGGACCUGAGCUACAACCAACUCCGGAAAGUCCCUGAUGGCCUUCCAAGCUCCUUGGAGCAGCUUUACCUGGAGCAUAAUCACAUACACACUAUCCCAGAUGAUUACUUCAAGGUCUCUCCCAAACUGCUCUAUGUACGGUUGUCUCAUAACAGCCUGACAAAUGAAGGGCUCGCCACUAACACUUUCAAUGCCAGCAGCCUCCUCGAACUGGAUCUGUCUUACAACAGGCUUCAGAAGAUACCGCGGGUCAGUACAAGCCUGGAGAAUUUCUAUCUCCAGGGGAACAAAAUAAACGAAUUCACCAUUAGCAGCUUCUGCACCAUCGUAGACAUCAUGAACUUUUCCAGGCUGCAAGUCUUGAGGCUGGAUGGAAAUGAGAUCCGUCGGAAUAAUGUGCCCUCUGACGCCCCACUCUGCCUGCGAUGGGCCAGCGUCAUCGAGAUUUAGCCUUUGCUCCUCACCUUAACUCCACCUCCACCCACUUUCCCUCAGAAUAGGGCCAGAUCCUUCCUACCAUCACAACGGAGCAGAGGCCUACUUUCUCAAUUUAACACACUGCUUCAUUUGACCCAGCUUCUGCAAUUGUAUAACAUGGGAGGGGUUGAUAACUUGAUCCAACAGAUGCUGCUCAUAUUAGCCAAUCAGGUAACAAAACACAUAUAUUGGCCCACCUCUUUCCCACCUUCUCUCUGUUCUCUCUCUUUCAGCAGCCAGUGAGUUUUCUGCUUUUCAUCAUCACAUGCUGUCAGACAGUGUGUGUCUUUCUUUUGGGGAGGGUGGUGGACAAGAGUGUUUGCUUGUUAGUUUCAUAUGUGUAGGGUUGUUUUUUUAGAAGUUUGGUACCAACUGGGAUGCCUUUGGGAUUUGCUUUUUCCAUGUAGGAUGGCUGUGGUGAAAAAGAAGUGUGUGUGGUGGGGCGAACGAGAUUGAAUCCAAACAAAAUAAAAACAGAUGAAACAGUUGGCCACACAGCAAGGAGCAAUUAGAAACAGGGAAAGGGAAAAGGAGAAAGAAAAUUACCAACAUGAUAGGAGCCAGCACUUCAGCUGGUUUUCAAAGAUGAAUACAUCUCCCCCAGUAUCAAUUGCUAACCAAGAAGCAUCAUCAUGGCAUUUUCUCCCUCCCUCUCUCUCUCUCUCUCUUUCUCUCUCUCUGUGUGUCUCUUAAAAUAGUUUUCUCAUGCUGAUUACAACAGCAUAAUCACAUGGGGUGGGGGGAAUCACAGUUCCCUACUGUCACUUCUCCGCCCCCACUCCUGUCCCACAUUACUUCCUCUUUCUUCCCAGAGAAGAUAGAGGAAGUAAAUAAAGACCACGUGGUCCAUUCAGGGGCCAUUUUUAUCUUGCCACUUUUCCUGUACACCGCAGGAAAUGGCGGCACAUUCCAUUUCCAAAAAAAAGGUUGGAUUAAAAGGGGUCCAUUUUGUUACAGAAAAAAGGCAAGAAGGAGCGGGAGGUGCAAGGGAGGCAGACGGCAUCGUCUAAAUGUUCAACACUCACAAUUGAUUGUCAGCUUUUUUAUAUUUCUUCCAGUUUUGUUCAAUCUGUAACUUUGCAGCAGAAACAUUAAAAAAUGCUUCCACCGGGGAUUUUGAGGCUAUUGCAUUUAGAUAGAAAUUUUUUUUAAAAAAAAAAAAAGUGAUCGUCGGAUCAAAUACCCCAAAUCAAACAUAGCACAUAUAGUUUCUCAAAAUUGGGCAGGUCUAUCUUAAGUGUAGAAAAUCUCUAUCCAUCUCACAUCUGUAUGGAAAAGCCCCAUUUCACUUCCAGAGGAUAAAAGGGAUAAUUUUUUUUACAGAUGUGUAAAUUUCUGAUGGCAUUGAGAUGCACUUCAGGCUUCCAACACACUGCAUAUUAUUAACUUCUUCCAGCCUAGACAAGAAGGAUUUUGUUUCUACCUUCUGCUAUAAUGCAAUUCAGUUUAUUAAUCAGCGCUUGCAGAAUACAUAUAUGCCAUAUUUCUUUUCCAUGUGCUGCUUGGGUGCCUAGAAAGAAUGCUGCUGUUAUUGAAGCAACAUUCCCAGCCAGUUAUAAAAUGCAACGUGAGCCAAGUCAGCAAAAAAUACCAGGCAAGUCUCAUUCAGCAAGGUAUCAUUCAACCAGCACAUCAUGAGAAACUGAGGGCUUUAUGACAGUACUGCUUUGCAAGUGCCCAGUUGGAUAUAGCAAUCCAAUAAAAGUGGCACCUCAGAUUUUUACAGCAGAACCCUCUUUGAGUUUCCCAUGUGUUUAAUUGCAUUUGUUGUAACUCGUUUGUUUGGCUGUAGAAUUGCCUGGGCUGAAUUUCAUGCGUGUUGUAGCACUAGGUCCUGCCCUAAGAACGUAUGAUGCUUUCACAAUGAAGCUCUUGUCCCUCAACCAUGGAGUUCUUUUGUUUCUGUAUGAUUCAUGGCAGGGGAGAGCAUGGAGGUGUAGAACAAGGCGCAAGUGAGUUUUAUGGGGAUCCUGAGAAGCUCAAAAUGCCAUCAAAGCCAUCUGUAUUAAAAGUGCAUGCUGGUAAUAUAAAAGAAAUGUGUAGAAGCAUGAACUGUAGAUAUCAUUACUGAUCAAUAAAACCCUUUUUAUAAUUGCA